Leptomonas pyrrhocoris is the source of this 1184-nucleotide messenger RNA. RefSeq lists its product as hypothetical. NCBI's taxonomy places the organism in Eukaryota, Euglenozoa, Kinetoplastea, Trypanosomatida, Trypanosomatidae. The transcript has a single exon. The coding region runs from base 141 to 1184 and encodes 347 amino acids. The record is from RefSeq and is a predicted model, not a curated record.
AGCAACAGCACCGAAAACAAACACAACACGCAAACACGCGUCACACCACUACGCAAAGACACGGGAAAAGGAGAACCUCCCCAUUGCAUCGCCGUCUACGCACUUACCGUCCAAAGAAAGAAGAACAGAGCAAAAAAAAGAUGGCACGGCAUCUCCCGAUGCGGGCGCGCGGCCUUCGAAGCACUUCAUCGUCGUCGCUGCCGCCGCUGCUGCUCGUCUGCGGCCUCGCUGCUGCGUUUUUCUUUGUUCUCGUCGCUACGACCGCCCAUGCGGCGACCGCCACGCGCAACCCGACCGUUGUCAGCCACUUCGGCGACACGAUCCCCCUCACCAUGUACCUGCGGCUGAAGCGGCAAACGCAGCGGUCGUUUCUCUUCCCUGACGAUCCAGCCGAUGCGGCGAUAAACUUAGACGAGGGCGCAGUACACGAAGACGUGGAGGGAAACGUGGUAGUGGAAGACCCUGCAGAGGGCAAGGCCGCCGGAGCAAACGGCCUGCCAGACGAGUGGAACAUACGAGACUUAGAGCUGCCGGCGCUUGGCGCCACCACCGGCAAACACAGCAGCCAGAUCGUUCGCAAUCUGCCCCCGACGUACGCGCCACGGUUUGGCAUUAAUCGAGCGGUGACACUCGUGAUGAAGGCGCCGCUGAGCACCGCCGGGAAGACGCUCGAGGACGACCCGACGCUGCAGCAGAGUGACCUCGCCGUGCGCUUCAGCGUGGGCCGCGGGCUUCAGAAGGAGUCGACGUGGCUGCCGUUGGCGUCGCGGCAUAAAGUCGUGAGCAUGCUGACGGAGCUGCUGGUCAACCGCCUACAGGCGCCGCGCGAGGCGGAACGAGCGGAGCUGGAGCGCGAGUUUGAUGAAGUUACGGAAAAUGCACACGGGCCGGCCGUGCACUACCUCUCCCGCGUCACCUUCUACUUUGGUUAUCAGACGGGUGAACAGCACAAGUUUACGUCGUUUGCGAUUGACGCGAGUUACUCGCCGGUGAAGAAGGCGGGGAUUGAUCUCCACUUUAUCUGGUCGGAGCACCGGCCGUACAAUCCCAACCGCGCGCUUGUGUUGUGCACUGCGGCGUCGCUGCUGGCGGCGAUGAUGAUGGUGGUGGUCGUGUUUCAUCCCUCGAGUCGGAGCAUGCUGCUCUUUAGUCAGCGCAUCGUAGCCGUGCGUGCGCAUGAGUAA